Messenger RNA from Ostreococcus lucimarinus CCE9901, 777 nucleotides. RefSeq lists its product with no specific name. The record is from RefSeq and is a predicted model, not a curated record. The transcript has a single exon. Gene Ontology annotation, cellular component: Golgi apparatus. The annotation marks the transcript as partial. Lineage: Eukaryota; Viridiplantae; Chlorophyta; Mamiellophyceae; Mamiellales; Bathycoccaceae. Gene Ontology annotation, molecular function: glycosyltransferase activity.
UCCCUGGUUCACAUAGCAUUUGCCUGCGAUCCUACUCAGUUAUUUACGUUAGGGCCUGUGAUCAGUUCAGUGCUUUCGGCCACCGCGUCACCUCAUCGGAUACGGUUUCACAUCUUCACUGCACGCGAUGCUCUCACUGAUGCUAGUGUGCAAUUGAAUUGCUACAGCCGAGCAAUACCCUUCAUCUGGGAACUACACGAAUUUUCCAAAGAUAUGAUUCGAGCUAAUAUAACUGUACACAGCAGAAAAGAGUGGAGGCUGCAAAACGCUUUCAACUAUGCCCGCUUCUACUUUGCAGAAAUAUUAUCAGACGUCCAGAAAGUAGUCUAUCUGGAUACUGACAUUAUUGUCAAAGGUGACAUAUGCAGGUUACAUGACGCAAAUUUACGUUCGUCUUCAACAUCUGUCAUUGCUGCUGUGAAGCGAAGUGUCCCCCUCGGUAGUCUGCUCAAUUUCUCAAAUGCGGCGGUAAAAUCGUCAGGUCUUCGUGAAAAAAUGCAUUCUUUCAAUGCCGGGGUACUCCUAAUCGACCUUGAAAGCUGGCGGCGUAAGAGAAUUACUUCAACUGUAGAGACUUGGUUGAAGAUGAACUCAGUGUCGAAAUUAUAUAGCCAUGGAAGUCAGCCUCCCUUGUUGCUAGUGUUUGGCGAUUCCUUCGAGUCAAUUCCAUCGCAUUGGAAUGUUGAUGGAGUCGGCUACAAAAAAGGGCUUAGAGCGUCGGUACUGAAUGAAGCGAGAGUUCUCCAUUGGUCAGGUCAGUCGAAACCUUGGUGUCGA